AAGAAGAACACAAACAACAUGGCGGCGCCCGCGGAACACGUUGAAACGGGCUCCGCAGCGACAGAAACGGACAAAACAGAAGCUCCAGAGGCUUCCAGUGAGCCCGAAUCCUCAGACUGUGAGCCCGCAGCUCAGGACCCGGACCCGGGCUCCGAUGAAGACGAGGACGGAGAAGAGCCGCCGGUCCCGAGGAUCCUGGACACCCCGGAGGACAUCCGCCUGGAGGCGAUCGCCAACACGGUGGCACUGCACCCUACUCGGGACAUGCUGGUGUGCGGGGACGUGGACGGGGACUUGUACGCCUAUUCGUACUCGUGCACGGAGGGGGAGAACCGGGAGCUGUGGUCCUCGGGGCAUCACAUGAAGUCCUGCCGCCAGGUUCGCUUCACCGAGGACGGACUGAAGCUCUACAGCGUGUCCCGGGACAAGGCCGUGCACCUGAUUGACGUGGAGCGGGGGCAGCUGGUGUCCAGGAUCCGAGGGGCCCACGGCUCUCCCAUCAACUGUCUGCAGCUGGUGGACGAAAACAUCCUGGCGACCGCAGACGAUGGAGGAACCUUGAAGGUGUGGGACAUGAGGAAAGGGGAGGCGUUCAUGGAUCUGAAACAACACGACGAUUACAUCAGUGACAUCGCUGUGGACCAGGCCAAGAGGAUCCUGCUCACCACCAGUGGAGACGGCACCAUGGGCGUGUUCCACCUCAAGAGGCGGCGCUUCGAGCUGUUGUCGGAGUACCAGAGCGGCGACCUGACCUCGGUGGCCGUGAUGAAGCGGGGGAAGAAGGUGGCUUGCGGCUCGAGCGAGGGGACCAUCUACCUCUUCAACUGGAACGGCUUCGGGGCCACCAGCGACCGCUUCGCUCUCAAGGCCGAGUCGGUGGACUGCAUCGUCCCCAUCAACGACAACAUCAUGUGCACCGCCUCCAUGGACGGGUACAUCCGAGCCAUCAACCUCUUUCCUAACCGGGUCAUCGGCUGCAUCGGGCAGCACGUCGGCGAACCCAUUGAAGAACUUGCCACGUCCCGAGACAAACGCUUCCUGGUCAGCACCGGUCACGACCAGCUCAUCAAGUUCUGGGACAUUUCCACUUUACCCGACACGACCGUCAAAGAAUACCGCAAGAGGAAGAAGAAGGACGGACGAAUGAAGUCUCUCAGUAAGAAAGCCCACGGAGACAACGACUUCUUCUCAGGACUUGUAGAGGAAACAGUGAAGAAGGAGGAAGAAGAAGAAGAAGAGGAGGAGGAGGAGGAUGAUAGUGACAGUGGCAGCGAUUAAAAAAGCUAGAUUGAGUUUGUCAUGAAUGUGCCUUUGGACAGUUUGUCUGCCUCACAAUGUCUGAAUCAUGGACGUUUCAUUGUGGCAAACGUUAGUAGGUUCUGAACUUCAAGUCUCAGUGAGAGAUCUGAGACUUUGAAACCAACCAUCUUUGUUUGUGUUUGUGAAUGAAAACGUAAGGGUAGAAACUCAAAUCUGGUGUGAUGAAAAGGGAACAAUGAUCAGAUUAUUCAUUUAAAGGCUGGGUACCAUCCCUCAGACCACGGACUGUAAAUGAAGAUGGAGGUCGGAUCUCCAAAACAUGAAGCCAACGCGUCCCCCUGGUGGCUGGCAGCAAUACGGGGCAUAAACCCUGCCUCACAUCCAAUAAAAGUUUUUACAAAAUG
Molecule: messenger RNA, 1664 nt
Organism: Pleuronectes platessa (European plaice)
Lineage: Eukaryota; Metazoa; Chordata; Actinopteri; Pleuronectiformes; Pleuronectidae
Gene: wdr55
Product: WD repeat domain 55
Exons: 4
Coding region: 19-1278 (419 amino acids)
Molecular function (GO): protein binding
Source: RefSeq, a predicted model, not a curated record